Molecule: messenger RNA, 3120 nt
Organism: Gadus morhua (Atlantic cod)
Lineage: Eukaryota; Metazoa; Chordata; Actinopteri; Gadiformes; Gadidae
Gene: slc32a1
Product: solute carrier family 32 member 1
Exons: 2
Coding region: 1-1584 (527 amino acids)
Biological process (GO): amino acid transmembrane transport
Cellular component (GO): vacuolar membrane
Molecular function (GO): L-amino acid transmembrane transporter activity
Source: RefSeq, a predicted model, not a curated record
AUGGCUACGUUAAUAAGAAGCAAGCUUUCUAAUAAGCUGUCCAAUGCCGCUACCUCGGUCUCCAACAAAUCCCAGGCGAAGGUGAGCGGGAUGUUCGCCAGGAUGGGCUUCCAAGCCGCCACGGACGAGGAGGGUUUGGGCUUCGCCGCCUGCGAUGACCUGGAUUAUGACCAUAGACAGGGGAUGCAAAUGGACAUUUUAACAAACGAUGAGGCAGGAGCCGGAGCAGGGAGCGGACCGACAGGCACAGGGGAGGGGGGGUUGGAUGGCGACAGCCACUACCAGAGAGAUGGAACCGGUCUGCCGCCCUCAGGCUCCAAAGACGGAAGUCUGGCAGAAGAAGAUAAACCAAAAAUUACCGCAUGGGAGGCCGGCUGGAACGUGACAAAUGCCAUCCAGGGGAUGUUUGUGCUUGGCUUACCCUACGCCAUCCUGCACGGAGGAUAUCUCGGACUAUUUCUUAUCAUUUUCGCCGCUGUGGUGUGCUGCUACACAGGCAAAAUCCUCAUCGCCUGCCUGUACGAAGAGAACGAGGAUGGGCAGCUGGUACGUGUCAGGGACUCGUACGUGGACAUUGCCAACGCCUGCUGCGCGCCCAGAUUCCCUUCUUUGGGCGGUCACAUCGUGAAUGUAGCCCAGAUCAUAGAGCUGGUGAUGACCUGCAUCCUCUACGUGGUGGUCAGCGGUAACCUCAUGGAGAACAGCUUCCCCACCAUGCCCGUCUCCCAGAAGUCCUGGGCCAUCAUCGCGACCGUGGCCCUCCUUCCCUGCGCCUUUCUCAAGAACCUGAAGGCCGUCUCCAAGUUCAGCCUGCUGUGCACGAUGGCCCACUUCGUUAUCAACGUCCUGGUGAUCGCCUACUGCCUCUCCAGGGCCAGGGACUGGGCGUGGGACAAAGUCAAGUUCUACAUCGACGUCAAGAAGUUCCCCAUCUCCAUCGGCAUCAUCGUGUUCAGCUACACCUCUCAGAUUUUCCUGCCUUCUCUCGAGGGGAACAUGAACAAGCCCAGCGAGUUCCACUGCAUGAUGAACUGGACCCAUAUCGCCGCAUGCAUCCUCAAGGGCCUGUUCGCCCUGGUGGCCUACCUGACCUGGGCGGACGCGACCAAGGAGGUCAUCACAGACAACCUGCCGUCCACCAUCCGAGCCGUCGUCAAUCUUUUCCUAGUAGCCAAAGCCUUGCUGUCCUAUCCAUUGCCGUUUUUCGCAGCCGUAGAGGUUUUGGAAAAAAGCUUUUUCGGUGACGGAGGACGGGCGUUUCCAGAUUGCUACGGGGCCGACGGACGCCUGAAGUCUUGGGGUCUCACUCUUCGAUGCACCCUGGUUGUGUUUACGUUGCUGAUGGCCAUUUAUGUCCCACACUUCGCUCUCCUCAUGGGGCUCACUGGAAGUCUCACGGGCGCUGGGCUGUGCUUUCUACUGCCCAGCCUCUUCCACCUCAAGCUUUUAUGGAGAAAGCUCUUGUGGCACCACGUGUUCUUCGAUGUCGCCAUCUUUGUAAUAGGGGGUAUAUGCAGUAUAUCCGGUUUCAUUCAUUCGAUGGAGGGCCUCAUAGAAGCGUACAAGUACAACAUAGAAGAGUAGAUUCAAAGUUAAACCAUCGCUGAGAAUUAGAUGUCAAUUGCAGAUCCCCAUUUUAGUGCAAAACACACGACUUCCUAUUCAAGUGCAGCCCCUGCUUACUAUACGCGUUCAACACAUAUUUGUGCGAUGCAUAGUCUUGCAUCGAUUUACGCACACACAAACACGCAAACACUCUAUCUCUAUCUCUCUCUCUCACUCAAACACACACGCACACACACACACACACACACACACACACAUGCAGGUGCAUGAGCGUGCACACAGACGCGCCCAUGCUCACACAGUGAGGAAUAGAUAGGUAUACGGUGACUAAGCGAGUGAUUCAUUCCCCACACACUAUAUGGAUAACAUGAUGUAUUGAUAUGCGAACAACGCUACAUAUAAAUAUUUUCCAGUGGAGUGAAGGUUUACAGUAUUGAACAAAUCAAACUUGCAAAAUGGUCCAUAUGUAUUUUCAUCGCUCUUGUGGUGGUCCCACACUUGAGAAUACACAUCAUUAGACGUUUAAGGUUGUGAUUGAGGACACAAAUUUGACAUAUUGUGAUUAAAUGGCUAAUAAGAAGCGUUUAUUAAAAAAAUGCCACUUUCUUGUUUUUGGUGUUUUGCAGUAUUCCAACAUGCCACCCGUUUUGAGUCAUUGAUACGCUUCUGGAAUUGGCUAAUACGAUUUUAUUGCAAUAACUAACAGUUAUUGUUCUAACAGUCAGGCUGUUCUAACAAUGAAUGAAUAGGAAAAGAAUGAUGACAGCAAAUAAUACGUGACAUGUGGAAAUUGGACCUCUCUCAAAAUAUUGGACCUAGAUACCCCGACGUUUUGCAGCAGCUAUACAAACUAUGCAUUGAAUGUAUGAUAUUCAGACACAAAUAUGAUCAAUUUGGGAGGAGAAAAAAUAACUUCCCAGAAAUGUUUCUUUACAUUGACGCUCAAACAACGUUGGAAUUGAGCCUAUAUGUCCUAGAGAAAGGCCUAUGUCCUACAGUGAGGCCUAGAGCUUACAGUGAGGCCUAGAGCCUACAGUGAGGUUUAUGUCCUACAGUGAGGCCUAGAGCCUAGAGAGAGCUCUAGAGCCUAGAGUAAGGCCUAUAGCCUACAGAGAGGCCUGGAGUAUAUAAGAAAAGCCUGGUUUGACAUGUUGACAUUUUGGAAGACGAUAAUACGAGUUAACACGUAUACUGUGUUGAACUGAUCAGAUAACAAUAGUCCACUCCAGGAGGGGGGCAGCAAAUUUAAAUCCUUUAAUCUAGGCCAUUUCUCAAAUGUUUUUCUUUGUGAAUUUGAAAUGUAUAUUCCGAGAAUAGAUUGAUUGAUUCUUUGUUCGAAAUUCUGUCGUUUGGAGCUAAAAUAUUAAGAGAUCAAAAAUUAAGAAAAUGUGCAUAAAGACAUUGUUCACUCUGUGCGAUCCAAUGGGUCAUGUGGAAAUGUUAUAAAAACCGUAUGUGUAGUGUUACUGUGGUUUCAAAAAGAUGGAAUGUAUAUCUCAAAAUCGUUAUCAUAUAUCGUGAAAAUGAAUAUUAAAGAAUAAAUAAGUGAAAUUA